Messenger RNA from Vespa velutina, 4977 nucleotides. RefSeq names its product perilipin-1-like. The record is from RefSeq and is a predicted model, not a curated record. Gene Ontology annotation, biological process: positive regulation of triglyceride storage; lipid storage. Gene Ontology annotation, cellular component: lipid droplet; cytosol. NCBI's taxonomy places the organism in Eukaryota, Metazoa, Arthropoda, Insecta, Hymenoptera, Vespidae. Bases 4047 to 4661 code for a protein of 204 amino acids. The transcript has 4 exons.
AUAUUAUUAGCAUUAUUUUUUCUUUUCUUUUUUUUUUUUUUUUUUUUUCAUUUUUCUUUUUUCUUUUAUUAAAAAAGACACGAAAAGAGCUUUACCAUAUAAUUUUGCCGUUCGCUCGCCUUCUCGCGAAGGAGAGACACCGAGGCGGCAAAAGAGACAGAGAGAAACAGAAACAGAUAGAGAAAGAGUGAGAGAGAGAGAGAGAGAGAGAGAGAGAGAGAGAGAGAGAGAGAGAGAGAGAGAGAGAGAGAGAGAGAGAGAGAGAGAGAAAGAGAAAUGGCGAUCGUAUGCGCGAGCAACGUUCGCUUCGAUGUUUGUGCGGAAUGUGACGAGAGAGAGAUUAUAUGCGGAGGGACGUAAAACGAGGAGUGAACUCGGAAAGAGGGAGAAAUAAAGAAUAGAGAGAGAAAGAGAGAGAGAGAGAGAGAUAUGGAGAGGGAAAGGAUUAUAUCGGCACAAUGUGAACAAGAGAAAAAAAAGUAACGUUAUGUCUGUCUCUUUCCCUUCUAUCGACUUUUACCCCUCUUUUCACGUUCUUCCUAUUUUUUAUAUAUAUAUAUAUAUACACACACGUACACUCAUACACAUAAUUAUUUUCUUUCAAUUUAUCCACGUCAAUCGAAAAAAAUAUCCUUUGUAAAAAUUCUAAAAAAAAAACAGAGAGAGAGAGAGAGAGAGGGAUAAUAUGUCGUCUGUUAAGAUAAUGACAAGAAUGAGAGAGAAAGAGAGGAUAGAAAAAAAAUUUUGAAUGCCUCGGUAGCGCGUCUGUGUCGUUGGUAAUGUAUGCAUGUAAUACGUGAGUGCGUGUGUCUCGCCAAUCGAAAGAAAUCAAGUUUUUAUUAAUGUUAAGCCUAUACACUCUGUAUAUGUCUUGUAAAUAUAUACAUAUAUAUAUAUCUAUAUCUAUAUCUAUAUCUAUAUCUGUAUCUAUAUCUGUAUCAAUCUAUUUAUCUAUCUGUUUAUCUAUUUACACGCGUUUACCAUUUAGGUGUAACUUUAUCUAACAAUCUAUUACAUACUCGUAAUAGUUACACAUAAAAUGUUACGUGUAAAUGAUAGACUAAGCAACGAGCGAGUUUCUUUUUUCUUUUUUUUUUUUUUUUUCCUUUUGGUGGAGGGGAAGCGAAUUGUGGGGUGAGGGCAGGAAGAGAAGAAAGAUGAUGAUGAUGAUGAUGAUGAUGAUGAUGAUGAUGAUGGCGAUGAGGAUGUGGAUGAGGAUGAGGAGGGGGAAGAGAAGGAGGAGGAUUUAAAAGAGGGAUAUCACAUCCUCCCUCGACAAAACUCUACUAACAUCCGGAAGGUUACCGAACGAAAAUAUUCGGCGAGAGUGAGAAAGUAUUCAGGGCAUCCUCGUGUGUGCCCUGUAGAAUGUUGCAUUGGAUGCACAGCAUCCGUUGUAAAUUACAGAACCCCACGCAUCAUCUCUCUCUCUCUUUCUCUCGAAGAGAGGGAACACGUCGUCCCACUGUGUUUGCUCCGUCCGUUCGUGACCGAUUUGUGACGCGGUACAUUAAUCGAGAAACGAGCAAGGGAAGCCUAGGGGUAGAGAGAGAAAGAGAGAGAGAGAGAGAGAGAGAGAGAGAGAGAGAGAGAGAGGAAAGAAGGAUGAAGAGGAGGAGGAGAAGGAGGACGACGAAGACGAAGACGAAGACGACGACGACGUCGACGAUGAAGAAGAAGAAGAAGAAGAAGGGCUCGAGAGAGCGGCGAGAUGAGCCGAAAAUAAGAAGAGAGCAAAGUGGCUGGUCGGUGCAGUGAUUCACGUGACCGGAAGUACCCCUUCCUCCCUCUCAAUCUUUCUUUCUCUCUCUCUCUCUCUCUCGUCAUCAUCGUCCUCCUUCUCCUACUUGGCGCGCGUAGCCUCGAGAAAGAGAGAGAGAAAGAGAGAGAGAGAGAGAGAGAGAGAGAGAGAGAGAGAGAGAGAGAGAGAGAGAGAGAGAGAGAGAGAGAGAGAGAGAGAGAGAGAGAUAGUCGUACAACAACGCCCUUCACGCUUCUCCUCCCUCACGCUUAUUUAUCCUUUCCUCUCUUCUACACUCGAACGAAUGCACGGGGGAGCAACGGAAGACGAUCGUCGCCAAGAUGUCAGAGUUCGCUGCUCCUCGGUGUCUCCUUCUCCUCCUUCCCCUGCUCUUCCUCCAUCUUCUUCUUCUCCUCCUCCUCCUUCUCCUCCAUCACUACCUCCUCCUCUUCUUCUUCUUCUUCCUUCUCCUUCUCUUUCUCCUCAAGAGACAAAUCCAACGGAUGUGUUAGAGAGUCUCUCUACCAUACAAAAAUGCCAUCCAAAGAGUCAAGGUCACGGGGGAAAAGAAAAGAAAAAAAAGAAAGAAAGAAGGAUACCACGAAGGUGGUGGUGUCCAUUGGGAGUCGUCCAUUAAAAGGUUGGAUCUCUCGUAGCUUUCGCGUGUACACAGAGAGUAAGAAAGAGGGUUAAAGAAAGAAAGAGAGAGAGGGUGGAAGAGAGAGAGAGAGAGAGAGAGAGAGAGAGAGAGAGAGAGGGAGAGAGAGAGAAAGAUGGAGAUAGAAAGAGACACAGUAGCCAGUUUACAUGAGCGAAGGCAACGUGCGUGGUGUGUUUUUGCGACUGGGCGUACCACCACCAGUGUUCUAUAUUAAACUCGACGAACGCGGGUCGGCUGAUUGCGAAACGGACGCCUGAUAUUUUCGUUGCAUCGUACGAGUAACUGCUUCCGGCCGAGGCUGCUCCUCUCUCUUUCGGAAGAGGGAAUGAGAAACAGAAAGAGAAAGAUAGAGAGAUAGAGAGAGAGAAAGAGAAAGAGUGUGUACGUAUACACACAUACACAUAUAUAUGUACGUACAUAUAUACAAAACAGAGAAGCGUUCGUGGCUCGCAUACCUUCUUCUUCCUCUCUCUCUCUCUUUCUUUCUCUCUCUCCUUUCUCUCUCUCUCUCUCUCUCUCUCUCUCUUGCUCUCUCUUCCUCUCUGUAUGCUUCUCUUUUACACACGACGCGGUAGACAGCACUCCGUGGCACGUCGUCUCCGUCGUCGUCUUCUUCGUCGUCGUCGUCGUCGUCGUCGUCGACGACGACAACGAUGAGGACGCCGAUGGCGGCCAGGCCGGAAACACCUACGCACACUGACACAUCGAAGGGCGACUCCUGCUACUUCUGCUGCUGGCUGCUGGCUGCUGCUGCUGUUGCUGCUGCUGUUGCUUCUAGUGACGCUGAUGAUGGCGAUCGUGCUGCCGAGAAUGGUGAGGAGAGCGAGGGGUACCCUUCGAGCUUUACCCAGGAACGAGCGCCUCUACUCCAACCUCCUCCUCCUCUUCACUCCUCUCUCUCUCUCUCUCUCUCUCUCUCUCUCUCUCUUCCCUUUCUUUUUCUUCCCUUUUCGCGCUGGAGUUCACCCAAGUUUUUACACGCACUCCUUGCUCUCCGAGCAUGGCCGUAACGAGUUUACUCCAGGAUCACUCGAUUGACGACGACACACGUCGAUCUCUUAUCGAAUCGAUUCGAACAUUUGAUUAAGAUUUUUCCAAGGAUUUUCAAUCGAUAUUUUCCUUCCUUUUUUUCUGUUUUCUUUUUCUUUGUUUUCUUUUUGAUAUUGUUAUAUAUAUAUAUAUAUAUAUAUAUAUAUAUAUAUGCGCGCACACACACACAUAUACAUGCGUAUAAUACGUAGAAGUACCUUUGGAUAGUUUCCAGACGUGACCUUGAUACAUCUACUUCAUCCUUAUCUAUUCAUCCAAAUCCCAAGUCUCUGAACUCGUACCUCGUACGGAUUUCUUCGCGAUAAGCAUACAAUUGCAUUCGCUAAGAACGCGCGCGGGGGUACUUGUGGAAUGCGGCGAGGUGUGCGUGAAAGAGACGUGACCUUUCCAAGGUCAGAUAUCGCCGGGGAAGAACGACCAGAAGGAGGAGGAUUUGCUUUAGUUUAGGAACUGAAAAUUGGCUUACGCCUUGGCUGGUGCGCGACUUAGCGCGUGCCAAGAGAGAAAGAGAGAGAAAAAGAGAGAUAAAUAGAUAGAUAGAUAGAGAGAGAGAGAGAGAGAGAGAGAGUUUAAAAAAUCGUCAGGUGGAAGAGUAUGGAUAACUCCGAAAAUUCCUUCAAGAUCAGAGAGACCCCUUCGACUAUCGUGCGCAUCGCAUAUCGUCAACUCAGUAUUAUGACUGGGAUGAACGAUCUUGCAAAUCCUACGUCUAACAAUGAUAAUAAAUUAAUUAAAAAAGAAGAGGAAAGUUGUAUGGUCUGUACGCGGCGUUUCUUUCGAUUACCGAUAUUUUUAUCGGUAACCUCAACCUUAUGCCAAACAUACAGAACAGUUAAAGAAUCCCAUGAGUCCGUUACCAUUGUAUUUGAUAGUUUGGAAAAUGGAUUGAGUAAAGGUGCCGAAUAUAUUAGUCCAAUGACCAAUCGGAUAGGCGAAACAUUGGAAACACCAAUGAAAACUGUCGACAAUUUUGUCUGCAUUGGUUUGGACUUUUUAGAAGAGAAAGUACCUUCCAUUAAACUAUCACCCUAUGAGAUGUUCCAAAAUAUCAGCAAUAACAUCAGACAUGUAGCUUCAUCAACGAUGAAUACAUUUGUUAUUAUGUUAUCCAACAUUAUUGGCCACGUUGAUCAACUGGAAGCAUCCAUGGAUAAAGAUGUCAAAAAGAAUGACGAUAAGAAUAAUAAUAUUCUUCAGAAAGUCAAGUGAUCAUAAAGUUAAAUAAAUUUUUUGAUUAUCUUUACUGUAGACACUUGUAAAAAAGAACAUGUACAUUUGAAGUACAUACAUUCAUUCAACACAAAUAUAUAUAUAUAUAUAUGUGUGUGAGUGCGUGUGUAUAUAUAUAUUUAUACAUAUAUAUGAGUACUAUCAAAUGAUUCUUAUUCAAUUUUAUAGUGUUGACGGUGAAUUAUAGAGAUCUCGUUCAUAUAUUUGUAAGUCGUUAUAUGCAAUAUAAUUUUCUUAUUAUGUAAUAAGAUUCUUCUUAAUAAAUAUUUUCAUUAGGGUAUUAUUAUAUAUGUUA